AUGAGAAGCAUAGGCGAGCCGACUAUCGAACAACGUCUCCGACCGCUCCCACUAAAUGUGGAAGAGCUUUAUUCAGCGCCGAUUUCCGAAGUGAGAGCCUCUGCGAUAGAAUGGCUCAACGAUAUCGAUACAAUAAGGAUCAACAGCAACUACCAGGGUGCCCUUAGUGGACAGAUACGCAAACGAGUAAAUGUGAUCAAAGAGAUCCUAAGAGUCCUUGGAGAAAAGAUCGAGGAUACUGGUGACCCGAGCUAUCUGAGGAGAAGGAACUCUGAGCUUGCAGCAGAGCUGGCGGCAUCUAAAAGAGAGACUGCCAAACUGAGAAGAGAUGUUCAGGAUCUACAAAAAAUUGUAGGAGAUCUCAAGAAGGCAAUAGAUGGAGGCCGUUUCGUCGAGAAGGCAGAGAAGGCAACCUCCCCGUUCGAAAAUCCCCGCAAGGACGCUAAGUCCAAAUCCAGGGAGAGAAGAGACACUCGCGGCAACGCAAACGCUUACAUGGACACACAAAAUGCAGAUGUGGUCAUGAGGCCUCCGAUAAAAGGAGUCUCCAAACCGAUACCUGCAGCGGAGACAAGUACACUAAGAGACUUACAUGAUGAGGACGCAGAGCUAUCCAGACGCAUCGCUGAACUCGCAUCCCAAAGGAAACUACUGCGACAAUCCUUCCAGAAACAGGGAAAAGAAAACCCUGCUACUGGCCCUGUCCCAGCUGAAACCCCACAGGAUGCUGCUAAAAAUAAACCUAGAGUGAUAAGCAAUACCCAAAUCGUUGCUCCAAAAGAGACAAGGACCCAAAACCCACAAACGGUGGCCCAAUUCAAUGAUCCAGCGGCAGGCCCCAGCCAGAGGAGCGAUGCCUGGCAGAAGGUCGAGUCCAAAAAGGACAAGCGCCUAAGGAAAAAAGAGGCUAAACAAGCCGCUCUCAAUAGCCAAAAGGCUAAUAAUGUGAAGCCGAAUAACAACGGCAACAACGGCGAAGUCAAGAGGAGAAGACCACCCAGGACAGCAGCAGUCGCUAUCAAGGGCGUAACGAACGACUUCUCAUAUGCGGCAGCCCUGAAAAAACUCAGGGAAGUAAUAUUGCUAAGCGAUUUAAAUAUAGACAAGUCGUCUAUAAGACAUUCCGCCAGCGGCGGAAUCGUCAUUAAAGUCCCCGGCAAAGAUAAAGCCGAAAAAGCUGAAGCCUUGAGAGAGAAAGUCUCCAUCGUACUCGGAGAGUCGGCAACGGUUACAAGACCUGUCGUCAAAGGCGAAAUGAGACUCAUCGGACUCGAUGACUCGGUUGUCCCGGACGAAGUGGCAGACGUCAUCGCCACUGCAGGAGACUGUAAGGCCGAAGAAGUAAAGGUCGGCACAAUAAGACCCAUGACAAAUGGGCUAUUCACGGUGUGGGCCCAGUGUCCCUUAGCAGCCGCAAUCAAAGCGACCCAGAAGGGCAAAAUUAGAAUAGGUUGGACCGUCGCCCGUAUAGACCUUCUAAAAGCCAGGCCGACCCAAUGCUAUAAGUGUUGGGGUCAUGGUCACUUAAGAAAUAAGUGCACGGCUACGGUUGACAGGAGCCAAAUCUGCUUCAGAUGUGGUGGAGAGAAUCAUCCCGCCCUUAAAUGCCAGAACCCAAUUCGCUGCAUUUUGUGUGUCGAGCAAGGAAAAGACCCCAACCAUAGAGUGGGGUCUAAUCAGUGUAAAGCGAACUUUAAGGCGCAACCCAAUCCCAUCACAGCAGAAGACCCGGACCGGAGGCCGGUUGCUAUGGAGAUAGGAAAUGAAGUAUCGAAUUCUCCAAUCUCCAAAGAGGAAUUUCUUACCUUCCUCGACGAGCUAAGUGUAGCUAUAAGAAUACUGGGCGGUCGAACCCUCAUUUGCGGUGACUUCAACGCGAAAUCCUCACAGUGGGGCUCCCGAAACACCGACCGCAGAGGCGAACUCGUGGACGAAUGGGCAGCGGAGCAUGAUCUGCGUUUGAUUAAUUCAGGCGCUCUCCCAACCUGCAUAAGACCCCAAGGUUGGUCAAUAAUUGACUUGACGUGGUCAACCGCAGACAUUUGCGGUUCUAUCAGCGGCUGGCAGGUCAUGAACAACACCGAAUCCCUGUCCGACCACGAAUAUAUCCAAAUGUUUUUCGGACGAGAUGAUGGUUAUCUAAAUGUCAAUGAUCGAAGUAGUAAUAGUCAAAAAUAUCCAAGAUGGAAUAUCAAAAAGAUGGAUAUCGAUAAAUUUCGGGCCGCAAUACUCUGGAACUGCACAAACUCCGACGAUCAGCCUACGGAGAAAACUGCAGAAGAUCAGGCUAAAUGGAUCGAGCGCUCCAUCCACCAAGCGUGUGAUGUUGGCGCUAGCAGGAUUAAGAAACCUCCUCCGAAAGAGCAAACAUACUGGUGGAACACUGACAUCGCAAGACUCAGAGAAGCCUCCAUAGCGACGAGAAGAGCAUGGUCCCAUGCAAAGCAAAGAAGAAGACCCCUGGAGAUUUUAACACCACUUCGGGAUCGGUAUAAGGUGGCUAGAAAAGCCCUUAAAAGCGAAAUUAGUAAGGCAAAAUACAUAGCCUGGCAGGAUCUCAUUCAAACGAUCGAGGACGAUCCCUGGGGCCUGCCCUAUAAGGUAGUCCUGAAGAAACUGCGCAGAUCUUCUCCUAGCCUUACCGAAACACUCAAUGAGGACACGGUAAACACUCUCCUGGAAUCCUUGUUCCCGAGUGGAGUUGAAACGGACCCUAAUGAGCUAUGGCCUAACUGGCAAUGGCCUGAAGAGACGGCAGAGGAAUACAACAUCACCGCCAAAGAAGUAUUCACCACCAUCAAACGAAAAGCCGGCAAUAACACGGCCCCGGGACCGGACGGGAUCAAAACAAGGAUACUAGGUCUACUCCCAGGAGAGAUGAUAGCAGAUAUCGCAACCUGCUUAAACACGUGCCUCAAAGAGGGCACAUUUCCCAAGAGAUGGAAGCGCGCCAUGCUCGUACUAAUACCUAAAGGAGGCAACGGCCCUGACGAGACAAUUCCGAAGGUACGUCCGAUAUGCCUUCUAGACGAGAUUGGCAAAAUCUUUGAAAAGAUUAUCGUGGAUCGACUCAACGCCUGGAUGAACAAAAACCCGGUCCACCAAGUUUCGGCAAACCAAUAUGGAUUCCGAGAGAGGCGAUCCACUUGUGACGCUCUAGCACAAGUCCAGUCGGCAAUUGAGGAGGCUAUCCAACAAGAUGGAGUCGUGAUCGCGAUUAGCCUGGACAUUUCUAAUGCCUUUAAUUCGCUCCCGUGGCCAGUCAUUAGAGAUGCUAUUAAACGGAAAUGUUUCCCGGAAUACUUGAGAAGAAUAAUCGAUAGCUACUUACACCAGCGCUCCAUCGAGUUCUUAGACAAUCAAGGUAACGUCAUUACCAGACCAAUGACGACUGGGGUACCCCAGGCAACAGCUGAUAAGGUCUCCACUGCCAUAGCAAGAGCCAACUACCAGACGGCAUUGAUCCUAAAUAGAAUCAAAAGAUUAGGACUGUCAGUAUCGGUUAAUAAGACCGAAGCGGUACUGUUCCACGGCAGAAGAAAACCGGACCAGCUUCCAUGUGUAACAAUCGGCAGCGAGAUCAUUCCAACCAAGACGUCGAUGAAAUAUCUUGGUGUGAUAUUGGACUCUAGAAUGUCAUUUAGAGACCACUUCGAAUACGUGGAAGCUAAAGUCUCCAAAGUCUCGAAAUCCUUGGGCAGACUCAUGCCCAAUCUGAGGGGACCCAGAGAAGCAAAAAGGAGGUUAUACGCUAAUGUCGUGCUAUCGAUUAUUCUCUAUGCCGCACCAAUAUGGUGCGAUGCCUUAACAGCCGCAAGACGUAAUCGGGAGAAACUCGACCGACUAAUGAGGAUCACCAACUUAAGGGUCAUCUCUGCAUACCGGAUGGUCUCACUUGACGCAGCAUCGCUUCUGGCGAGAAUUCCGCCACUGCACCUUCUGGCGGCAAUGCGGAAACGUGUAUACGUAAGAACGUCUGAGUCAAGACUACUUAGCGACUGGACAUCAAGUAUGGCAAACGAGAUCAGAGAGUCAGAGGCGUUAGUUAUGCGCAGGCAGGGAAAUAUAUACACAAAGGCCAAUGGUCGCCGGUAUUCGUACUAG
This is a messenger RNA of Nylanderia fulva, 4104 nucleotides long. The record is from RefSeq and is a predicted model, not a curated record. Lineage: Eukaryota; Metazoa; Arthropoda; Insecta; Hymenoptera; Formicidae.